Phyllotreta striolata is the source of this 3562-nucleotide messenger RNA. The record is from the annotation of a GenBank genome assembly. NCBI's taxonomy places the organism in Eukaryota, Metazoa, Arthropoda, Insecta, Coleoptera, Chrysomelidae.
AUAGUGUUUAGUGUGGCGCAUACAAGUGUGUGUUACGUAUAUUUUCUGUUUUUGCGAACCAUUUACUUACCUUAGAGCUUCGUUCUAAAGAUAAUGAAAUACUCGAAGUAACUGUUACGAAAACGGUUCGCGUUAUGGUCGAAAGGGAAGCGGAGUCAUUUUAAAUCGACAGUGAUUCUAGCAUGCGAUGGCAGAAGAGUGCACGGUCGUGCGAUUUUCGAGAGAUUCGUCUCUCGCUAAAAUUGAAAAUUUGAAGCAAGGUGACAGUCCCGACAAGUUUUCGGAAUGCGCCCGUUUCGGAGCGUUUUACGUUAUAUGCAUUGCCUUAUCGAUUAUAACAUAUGUCCUAGAUUUGGCUUUAGCCUGCAUAUUAUUGUAUUUUUAUUCCAUAAAUGGUUAUGGGGUGUAUUUCGCCCUUACGCUUACGUUUCUAAUUCUGCCUGCUCUGGUCAUGACUACUGUCAGCUUGAGGUGGUACAUAGUAGAUCACGACGAUCCGUCUUUAGACAAAAUCCCAGUGUCCCAAUGGAUAGUACGGAUAAUCUUCCUCCUGAUGCAACUGGCCCCCCUUUUGAGGUACACGGACAUCCUGAUAUACGGAAUAAGGAGCAAGAUAGCCUCGUCGACGGGCAACGAAGCCAAGCAGUCCAUCCUGUACAGGCGGAUGCUCGACGAGGACACCAACAGCGCCCUGCUGAGGCUGUUCCACUGCUUCCUGCACGCCGCCCCGCAGGCCAUCCUCCAGCUCGUCAUAUUGCUCACCCACGUUGCUCAUCCCGAAUCGUCAGCGCUCAGUAUAAACGUGCUCGUCCUUCAAGCCUGGGCUGUCUUGGUGGCGCUGACGUCGAUCGCGUGGUCCUUGACUUCGUAUCACAGAUCCGUGCGAUUCGCCAGGGAUGACAAGGAGAAAAUGAAAUGGCCGGGGAUUUUGAUUGCUUUCUGUUGGCAAUUAAUGAGUGCACUAUCCAGAGUCCUGGCUCUAAGCCUGCUGGCGUCGAUAUUCCCGGUAUGGAUGGGGUGCGUGUGCGCCCUCCAUUGGGGCGUAAUGUCCACGUGGCUGGCUUUGGGGCAACACCAGACGGCGGCGUGCGGUAACAGAUGCGAGGAAUUGCUGCUGUCGACCGCCCUGGGCCUGGCGUACGUGCUGGCGUUCAUUUCGCCGCGGGACGGACAGACGAGGUACGUCUAUCUGGCCUACUAUCUGGUCUGUUUUAUGGAAAACACGGCGGCGUUGGUCGUGUGGUGCGUCACAAAUAAUUCCGGUGAUAACCCGGUGUUGUAUUACGGGGCCGCCGGCGGGCAGAUCGUCACGUUUUUGUUGGGUAUAACGUUUUUACUUAUCUAUUACAAGUGCUGUCAUCCGGCUAUGGCGAUUAGGUCGAAGAUACCCAGUUCGGAUUCCGAUUUUCUCGAAUCGGAUCGACCGGGUUAUAGUAAAUCUUAUAAUUUACGGUCGAGGUCUUGAUCUUUGUCUUACGUCUAAUUGGACGUAAGUGAUGUUUUUAAUCAAAAGUAUACAUUUCUAGCCCUUACAAUGUGUAUUGUUGAGUUUUUGAUACUGUCUUGAGGAUUAGGUAUAACCAAGUUUUGUUAAAAGCACUGAAAUAUUUUUUUUUUCAUACUGAAAUUCUUAAAUAUCAAAUCAACUCGGUAAACUAUAACUUUUAUUGGUUAAGAAUAUUUGCAUUUUUUAUAUCGUAUUGAAGUAACUUUGGAAAAUCUAUACCUCACAACUAUUACCAAAAUGUAUGUAAAAAGUAGACUGUUUCGUUAUACUGAUCAUAUGUAGUAACAUUAUUUAAACAAAGUGUCUUAUUACUUCGUAAAUGUCGAAUAAAUUAAAGGCUUCAAUGUGGAAAGUUUUCAAAUUGCUGUGAUAUUGGCUAAAAAAAAUAUAAAUUGUUGAGCCUUUUUGCCUGCAAAUGUGCCCUAUUAUUGUUUCUUUACAGGGUGUUUGAUGAAUAUUAAAAUUUGUAGUUUCUCGUAUAUAUUUGUAAAUUAUGUAAAUUUUAUAUGUAAAUGUACACUGAGGUUGUUAAUUGUUUAUAGCACUAAUCUGUUAAAUCAUUGCCUUUUUGACUUUUCUAUAUUGUGAUGUUUUUAAAUCGGAUCCAAUGAACUAUAAGUAAUUAAUGAAAGUAGGUAGUGUUUAUAAAAUGUACGAAAACUUGUGUAAAUUUGAUAAGUAUGAUGAUAAUUGUGCAAAAAAUGCUUUCCCUGUGCAUUUAACUUUAAUAAUAAUUUUUUACACAAAUUAUAGGUAUGAUUGCAACUAUUAUUUCGGGCAUAUUCUUUCUAAAUGCUUCAUGUUUUGUAAGUAUUUAGGAGAGAAUAAAGCAUAGUUUCUUAGAAUGCAUUAUCAUCAAAUACAUCAGUUCACAUAUUUUUAAAUGUACAAUAAAUUUCAUUUGAUCGUUAAUAGUUUGGCGCACCAAAUAAAGACUGCCAAGUGCCAACUUCACACCCUUUAUAAAAAAAUGCCUUAAAAAUACAUUUUACAAGAGAUGUUCUAAUUUAUUGUUGACGCUUCAAAUUUUAUUGUCGAGAAAAAUUGAUGGAUAGCCUAAAAAUAGAUGUUUUUAACUGCCCACAGAAAUUGUAUCCAUAUCUGACGAAUGCGUAGAAUAUAUACGGGAGAGAGCUGGUGAAGUAAUAAAAAAUAAAUUAUUGAUAGCUAAAUUUUUAUGUGCUGUAAUUUCAGCAUGGAGAAAAUUUUGUUGUUUUCGCCAGCUUUUUUCUUUAUUACCUUGCUGAUUAAUUUGUAAAUCCGUUUAUUUUGCUAUAUGAAACAAAUUGUAACCGUCGAAACUAACAAUUGACUCUAUAGUACAAAAUUCUAAAACCACAUUACAAUGUUGCUUAAAAAAGUGUCUUUUAUAUAAAAUAUACUUUUUUGGAUACUUACUCCAAAUUCAUGUUGAUAGUAUUUAAGUAACAAAAAAUAUGUAUGCGAACAGGCUUCAGAAGAUAAAUUUCAUUUUCAUUUGUGUACUUAAUUCAAAUUAAUUUAAAGCUAAAAAGAUUUUUUUUGUAAUAUUUUUGUACAUAACUUAUAUACUAAGUUAAAUUUCGACAGUAUUAAUUAUUAAUUUAUUGUAUUAUAAUCAGUUUAUUAAUAACGUUCCUGUUGGUUAUCUUAAAGUGAUCUGUUCUGCGAUAAAAUGUACCUUAAUACCUAAAUUUAUUAUUGCCUAAAAGAGAGCUAUAAAAGAAUAAUGGGAACAAUAUUCAAAUAUACGCUAGAAAUUAUUUAUAUUUGUAUCAUAUUCGAAAAUGUAAAAAAAAUUGCAAACCUAUUACAUCAUUAUUGCGUUGAGUUUGUAAAUGAAAGUCUUACUUGUAAAUUAUUUUUUAUGUAUAAAUAAAAAAAUCAAAUUUUUAACAUUACUCAUUCUCCGAACUACUGCUGCCCUGCGUCAAAAAUACCUGCUGUCCCCCCGCGCUCGGCUGAGCCACCUGGAUUAACUGGGACUGCUGGCUGGUAGCAAUCGGAGCAGUUUGGAUUAUCACAGGUUGCGAUGAAUUGCCCUGCAAUUGCAUCUUAAUCAAUUGCAGUUGUUGC